AUGGCACCUUGCCUACCUGAGGUUGUUUCCUUCCACCUGCAGUCCUUCACACUGCGAUUUUUUCGACUUUUCCUCCCACGCGGCCCUCCAGGCUCCACCACGUCGUUCGUACCUGAGCUUUUUAACCUUUUUUCCCUUUCCACCGCACAUACUUUCACGCGACACCGCCGCAGCAGCCACCAACCACAUCUCGGUGCUCAUGGCCUCAAGGUUCAACGUUCCUCCUGCAUCCUCUCUCACCUCGCCUUUCUCCUACUGCUGAAUCGACACCCUUCCGACCUCUCCAGCCCAGCACCAGAGGAAAAUAAACUCCCGUCUCAGAGAUUUCUGACUCCUCCGAGUUGCCUCUUCCAUCUGCUGUCACAACGCACUCACUCACCCAUUCAUACCUUACUCGGUACUCAUUCCGCCGCCCAACCCCAUCGGAGAUUCCCCCGUGCCUGCAGCCUCUUUGCUUUUGCGCCUGCUUCCUUCCUUCCAUUCCCACCCCGCCUUCCUGCCACUCUGGGUAUCUGCUCUUACCCUCUCAUUUGGACCCCCAAACCAACCAACCAACCCAGCCGUGCUUGCCUUGCCUCGCGCUUGCCUUGGCCCCUAAGUACAUGA
Colletotrichum tamarilloi is the source of this 606-nucleotide messenger RNA. RefSeq lists its product as uncharacterized. The transcript has a single exon. Bases 1 to 606 code for a protein of 201 amino acids. Lineage: Eukaryota; Fungi; Ascomycota; Sordariomycetes; Glomerellales; Glomerellaceae. The record is from RefSeq and is a predicted model, not a curated record.